Dovyalis caffra is the source of this 519-nucleotide messenger RNA. NCBI's taxonomy places the organism in Eukaryota, Viridiplantae, Streptophyta, Magnoliopsida, Malpighiales, Salicaceae. The record is from the annotation of a GenBank genome assembly.
AUGGUCGAAGCAACCCCGCCUCACGUUGUCGUGAAGUCUUGUCUUGCCGACACACUAGACAAGUCUUCACAAAUAGCUCCACGUCCUUAUCCAUCUUUGGCCAAUAAUAAGUCUGGGACAACAAAGCUAGCAUCCUCUCCCUUCCAGGAUGUCCAACCCACCGCGGAUCAUGUGUCUCCGACAUCAAGAAUUUUCGCAGCCUUCCCUUUGGCACAAAGAUUCAACCUCCUUUUGCAUAUGGAGAUCAUUGUCCAGCCAAUAUCUCUACACUAUCCCUUCUCGUACAAGACCAGCCUAACUUCUUGUACGAUUCAUCCUCCUUGGCGACUCGGUGAAGUCGUUCAACCAUGUCCGACUCCACUCGUACAAGGGAAAAAAGGUAGCAAGCACCUCAUGCCUCGCUUAGUGCAUCGGCAACUUGAUUAUGUCGUCCCGGCUUCGUGCUCCCACACAAAGUCAUACUCGCCUAGAAACUCUUGCCAUCGAGCUUGCCUCCGAGAUAGCUUCUUCGUGUCUUAA